Molecule: messenger RNA, 2687 nt
Organism: Nomia melanderi (Alkali bee)
Lineage: Eukaryota; Metazoa; Arthropoda; Insecta; Hymenoptera; Halictidae
Source: RefSeq, a predicted model, not a curated record
CGCCGCCGCCGCCUCCAGGAUCCGGAUUCGCGGGACCGCCGCGGCCGCCGCCGCCUCCGGGAUCCGGAUUCGGAGGUCCGCCGCCGCCACCACCGCCGCCUAUGCCUGGAGCGCACACGGGCCCUGCCCCACCGCCGAUGCCUCCACCGAUCCUGCCUGGAUUCGCCGCCCCGAACGCGACACAGUCGCUACCCUUGGGCCUGAAACCGAAGAAGAAGUGGGAGGUCGAGGCGCCGUUGAAGAGGGCGAACUGGAAGGCGAUUCUGCCGCACAAGCUCACCGAAAAGUCGUUUUGGACCAAAGUGCAAGAGGAUCGAUUGGCGAGCCCCGAAAUAUUGAACGGUUUGACUCAAAAGUUUGCGUCGAAACCCAGCGGGAAAAAGAUCGACGACGUCGUGGACAAGUCAGCACCCUCGAAGAAGACGAAGGAUUUGAAGGUUCUAGAUGGAAAGGCCGCGCAGAACAUUCUGAUCCUCCUCGGCGGUACCUUGAAGCACAUGUCCUACGAUCAAGUGAAAUCGUGUUUACUCAAGUGCGAGGGUCCCGUUGUGUCGGACAACAUCCUUCAAGGGUUGAUACAGUACUUGCCGCCACCGGAUCAGCUCUCGAAACUGCAGGUUUACAAGAACCAAUACGAGGAAUUGACGGAGGCCGAGCAAUUUUGCGUUACCAUAUCGACGAUCAAGAGAUUAUUGCCGAGGUUGAGGUCGUUGAGUUUCAUGCUGCGAUUCGAGGAAUUGGUGCAAGACGUAAAACCGGACAUCGUGGCUGGUACGGCGGCUUGCGAGGAGGUGAAGGCCAGCAAAAAGUUUGCGAAAAUCCUCGAACUGAUCUUGCUGCUGGGCAAUUAUAUGAAUUCCGGAUCUAAAAACGGCCAAGCUUUCGGUUUCGAGAUCAGUUUCCUGACAAAGUUGACCAGUACGAAAGACGUCGAGAACAAACAGACGUUGAUGCACUAUUUGGUGGACACCUUGGAACAAAAGUUCCCCGAGUGUCUCAGUUUUGCGGAAGAAUUGGCGCACGUGGACAGAGCUAGCCGGGUAUCGCUGGAGAACGUUCAGAGAACGUUGCGACAAAUGGAUUCCAACAUCCGAAAUUUAGAGCAAGAUCUGUCGAACGCUAAAGUUCCUCAAUCGGACGAGGAUAUGUUUAUCGAAGUUAUGGGCCCGUUUGCGAAGAAAGCUCGAGAGUCUUACGAAGUGAUGCAGAAUAUGUUCAAAAACAUGGACAGCCUGUACACCGAUAUUUCCGAAUUUUUCUCCUUCGACAAGCAAAAGUACACGAUAGAGGAGUUCUUUGGCGAUAUUAAAACAUUCAAAGAUGAUUUCACGCAAGCGCAACGAGAAAUAAUCAAGUUGAGGGAAGGAGAGGAAAAGCAGAGGAGGGCUAGGGAAGCGCGGGAAAAAGCGGAAGCCGAGAAAGCGGCGCGAGCAGCUCGGAAGCGCGCGCUCGUCGACAUGAAUGCUCACGAAACACAGGAAGGCGUUAUGGACAGCUUGAUGGAGGCUCUGCAAACUGGUUCCGCGUUCAGUAGACCGGAUCAACGUCGCAAACGGCAAGCACGCGCCGCUGGUGCGGAGAGAAGGGCUCAACUUAAUAGAAGUCGUUCGCGAACAGGAUUAGUGGGGACCGGCUUACUGGGAAGAGAACUUUCGACAGAACUUUUAAGCUCGGCAUAAUCCAUGGGAUUACCUGUUUCCGUCCUAAACUCGAAACUGUGAUGGAUCGAAUGGUCGUUUAUCGUUCGUUCGAAGCGCCUGCGAAACGCGUGCGAAACGAUACGCCUGUAGAAAAGAGAAUACAGAGACGCGCAUACUUUUCCAAGGUGAGAGAAGUCGAGGAUCGUUCAGUCUUGUCGGACAAAGUCUUCCCUCUGGCUAUUUCAGCGCGAAUACUCGAACGACCUUUUAGCGGCACUUUAGCGCCACUUUAGCGUCACUUUAGCGUCAUUUUAGCGGCAUUGUAGCGAUGCGAGACCAUUCGACGGACCUUUUCGAAAAGAAAGGUGGCGACAGCAAGUAAGUUUUGUACAUUUUGUACAUUGUUUAGCAAACGCAUCGUUUUCUUCCACCUUCCAUCUCUCUCUCUCUCUCUCUCUUUCUGUUAAGACUAGAAUCGUUGGUUGGGCGCGAUCGCGAAACGAUGUAUAUAGAUAAAUAUAUUGAUCUAAAUUGGUACACGUCUGUAUGUACAUGCGUAUGUAUAAAUACUAGCACGAAUAAUCGACGAGACCCGCGAGAGGCGUGGCACGAGUCGCAUUUUACAUUUUACAUUUUACAUGGUACGUUUUACGGUACAGCGACUGCGCGCGUUCGAUUCGUACGGCUUCUUUUCGACGACGCGUUCGCGCGCCUGCGAAUCGAUCUCGAACAGGCACGCGCGCACACGCGACAACCUUUCGUCUUCCGAAAGAUCCGGAUCCGUGUGAAAUUCGGAAACGCUCGUACCGAUCGGACCACCGAACCGAAGCGUUUGGAAUUGCGACUGGAACCAGUGUAUCCGAAGAGGUCACGCGGUUCGUUAUUUGCGACGGGAUCAAUUAUUCUUUCGAUUUUAAAGAUCGACGACUGUUUAUAUUGUAUGUAAUAACGUUGAGUUUAACAAAGAAUUGUAUCUAUAUUGUGAAUAUGUGAUUUUAGAUAGCAACAAUACAUUGCGACCUUUACAAUCGACCGUAUCGUCUUUCA